AUGCCAAAGAACGACUCCUACCUCAACUUGUGCAUCGAGCAGGCCGUCAAGUCGCCUCUCCACUAUCGCCAUGGCGCUAUUGUCGUGCGCGGCGGCAAGGUCAUUGGACACGGCUACAAUGACUACCGCCCGGGCUUCAAUGGAGGCGCUCUGAAGCAUGGUCGCAUCGCCCAUGGUACCUUCGACGGCGACGCUGUCCAAGAGCUGAAGUCUAAGUUAAAGAAGAAGGACAAGAAUAAGCAGCAGCAGCCAAGUGGUACAUUCGUUCGCUUCGAAGGCACUGGUGGCGGUCAUGGCGCCAACCAGCCUCUCUCGAUGCACUCAGAAAUGAUGGCCAUCUACACUGCCCUCUCCGCCUCUUCGACGAUGUCCUCCACGACCUUCUCGCGCGAAAAACCGUGCUUCAAACUACCGCGUUCGGAUAAACGUAAAGCGCGACUACGACGAGAGGUCCUCAUGUCGUUCAAGAGUGCGGUUUUGAAGCUUCCACACCUCAACCAGGUGUCGCAGGAAGCGGCUUCCAACCACAACAAGAAGGAGGACCGCAACUACAACGACAACAAGGAGGACGAGUACGAGGACAAUGCUCUGCUCAAGCAGGUGCUCAAGGAUACGAGUCUGGCGUUUCACGAGGAGCUGAGUGGAGAGAAACAUCAUCACCACCAGAGCCGGAAACAGAAGAAGAAUGGGAAGAAGAACGAGUAUCAGUAUCAGUACGACCGGUAUGGGAGUCAGACACAACACGCACAGGCACAACAACAGCCCAACUCAUCUGCGUCUAAGUCGAGGCGUGGUGAUGAUUCAGACAGCUACGAUGUGAUACGAGGUUAUGAUGCUACGAUUACGAGUCAUGAUGAGGAGGAUAACGGUGAUAUGACAAACGUGGCGGGUCCGGCUUCGAUGCCCUCUUGUCAAGCCAUGAAGCGGAAGAAGGACUACAAACGGUCUGGUAAGAUGAGGAGCAAAGACCAGUCGGAUGAUCAAUCAGGACGCAGCGAACCGAUGCUUCUACCCACAGGACGAUCCGGCGCCUCCAGUGCGCAUGUGGCAGACCGAAAGAGACACCCCAGGCUCCAAGGCGCUGACCUCUACGUGACUCGAGUUGGAUGGCAGGGCAAGCCCGCGAGGAAGCCACCGAAAACGAAGGCAUCCAGCCGUGCAGCUGAGAUCGAACCUGCAGAUGAGGCUGAUGCACUUGAGGAAGCAUUGACGGAAAGCACUUCAUCUCUUGCUAGCCUCUCUGUGGCAAGCUCUCACUCGGCAACUGGCUCUCUACAUGACGAGUUGGUCAACCGCAACCCAUCUCCAUCGCCAUCCGACGCCAGCGCGGUAGACAGCUGCGGUUUCGAUCGCUCCAAAGUGCACGCUUCUCGCCCUUGCUACCGCUGCAUUGCCUUUAUGCAUUCCGUAGGCGUCAGGCGUGUCUUCUGGACCAACGAUGCUGGCGAAUGGGAGGGCGGCAAGGUAGCGAAGCUGGUCGAAGGCAUGGAGACGAGCAUGGACGAAGUCGCUUCGUCUGGAAAUAGUGGCGGUCCCAUGGGUAAUGGUGUCUUUGUGACGAAGCAUGAGGUGUUGAUGCUGAGACGAAUGAUGGGUGCUAAAGGAAUGUCUUGA
Messenger RNA from Zasmidium cellare ATCC 36951, 1614 nucleotides. RefSeq lists its product as uncharacterized. The record is from RefSeq and is a predicted model, not a curated record. Lineage: Eukaryota; Fungi; Ascomycota; Dothideomycetes; Mycosphaerellales; Mycosphaerellaceae. The transcript is spliced from 3 exons. Gene Ontology annotation, molecular function: catalytic activity. Bases 1 to 1614 code for a protein of 537 amino acids.